This is a messenger RNA of Cyclopterus lumpus (lumpfish), 5360 nucleotides long. It is a transcript of the gene tdrd7a, whose product is annotated as tudor domain containing 7 a. Lineage: Eukaryota; Metazoa; Chordata; Actinopteri; Perciformes; Cyclopteridae. The transcript is spliced from 21 exons. The record is from RefSeq and is a predicted model, not a curated record. Bases 664 to 4509 code for a protein of 1281 amino acids.
UAAGGAUAAGGUGAACCUAAUUUUCGGACAAAAAGGGCAAACUAACCGACAGUGACCUUUUGAACCUUUGGGCGUAAACGUGCGCCGUCGUAUGACAGCGCGAGACUUUGAAUGCGGUGACACUGAAGACAGUGCUGCAGUGUGGCGUUAACAAGUGGAAGUUACAGGUAUGUUAAGGUGAACACGUGGAAACACGGUGGGGUCUGUCGUUAAAGUUGAGCUGACGUAAUUGCACAUUGCCGACACUUUGAGCCGGUUUGUCAAAGGUCAAUUCACGGCCGCUAAAAAAUACAACCGAAAACUUAAUUUCAUGCUAACUGCAAACGAACGGCUAACGUUAGCCGUUAGCCAACGCCCACGUUGUGCGUCCAACAUUGCCAAUUUAACGGCAGACGUCUGUGGUUUCCAUGGAGAUAAAAGUCCGAUUAUAAAUCUCCCAACGUUUCAAGCGUCGCAGCAAGAAGACACAUACGCGUCUCCUCUCGUACGACUUGAAUUCAUCAAUGAGCCGCUUGAGAGUCUGAAAUCCCCGCAGGAAGAGUACAUCUGACUCUGGCCUGGUUGGCCAGAUCGUGUUUUGUUCUGCCAGCUUGAAGACGAGCUGCGUUAUUGACAGAAUACAAUGCCGUUGAAUGUCUGCUUUUGCAAAUGAAGUAAAGAAGCAUGUUUAGCGUGUCUAGUAAACGUGACUGUUUGGCCUUGAAUCAACAUAACCUCUACCAAGCAGGGUUUGAUCCAUGGUUACUUUUAUUUGUAUAUAUUUUUAUACAUUAUAUAUUAUUUUACUUGUCUUUCUAUUUCCCAGCCAAUUUAAGGAUGUCAGACAGCGAAUCCAUCAAGAAGAUGUUGCGGUCUGUACUUCAGUCCAGCAAGGCCGGUGUGUCCAUGAGUGCCCUCCAGUCCGAGUACCGGUCACUGUGCGGAGAGAGCAUCCCGCUGAGGGAGCUGGGCCACUCGAAACUGGAGGACUAUCUCAGGAGCAUCUCCUCUGUGGUCCGCCUGGAGUACCACAUGGGUGAGAUAAAAUGCUUUGCCGCAGUGUGUAAGGAGACGGCUCACAUUGCUGAGCUGGUGGCCAAGCAGAAGAGCUCAAAGAAGUCUGGGCGCUCCCAUGUCGUCAACUGCAAAAUGAGAUUCAAACCUUCCAACCCAUACAUGCUCAAUGUGAGGUCAAGGUCCUCUCUCCGCCAACCUUCAGCUAUUGGUGCCCAUAACUGGAAAGCAAACCGUUCUAUGUCUCAUGACGGCUCAAGAGGCUUCAGCGCCUCAGGAGACUACAGGCAGUCAGACCAGAGGUUAAGCUUUAUCACCCCUGUCGAGCACAGACAGCCAGCUCCUCAACCAGCUGUAAAACAGUGUUUCAUGCCUGACAGGAGCGAGAAGAACUUGGCAAACUGUCGGAGGCCCAGAGAAUCCGUCACAGAGAAGCCUCCUGAACGAGUCUCCAGACUCGACAAAUCCCAACAGUCUCGUCUGUAUGACGUGGAGCUCGUGCAGAGUAGAAUAACUCUGCUCCUCAAGAAAUACUGCAGUGGAUUUUGGAUGUCGAAACUAUCCGUGGUCUACAGUGAAAUGUUCAAUGAGAAGCUUCACCCUCAGGUGCUCACUGAUCUGGAAAAGUGGACACACAUCACUAUGGUGGAGAAACCUCCCUCCACCAACCGAGCUGACCGCCUAAUCUACCCUCCUCUGCCUCCUAAACCUAGUAUUGUUCCUCAAAGAAGCACCACCAACAUGCCUCCAACAUCACCCACUGAUUCAAAAACUAUGACCACACCCAUUUCUUCACAUCCCUCAACACAUGACCAACCUUCCACCCCCUCCCUUCCUUUUCCGGUCCCCAAACCUAGAGUUUCCCCCCAAGCCCACUUGGCUAAACCAACCUUCCUUUUUCCUCCGCAACCGGUUGCUGCCUCCUCCAGCAAACCGAUAAAUUCAGUUACACUGCGCAGCCCUGCCCGCAACCCAGCUCUUGCUCCGCACCGUCCCUCCUGUGUUAAUCUUGCCCUCAAUUCUAGUGGUCAAUUUAAACAAAAUCCAAACAUGCCUACCACUGCCCUGAAUCACAACCAAAACACUCUAGCCAACUGGACUUGCCCUGCAUCAACCAACAUUCCGUCAUUGGCUUCCUCCCUCCAACCUGGCUCUGGAAUCUUACCGUUUUUUAAGGUCACCUUCUCCCCUACAUCUGAUUCUGUCCCUUGUCCUCCCUCAACAUCUUCUGCUGUAGUUGUGUCAGCUGAGGUGUGCCAGAGAAUAAAGGAGCUUCUGACCACAUACACUCAGGGUCUCUGGGCCCAUGCUUUGCCCAAACUCUUUAUGGACACAUACAAGACGCCAUUCCCCAAAAAUGUUCUGGAGAACUUGUCCCUUUUGCCGGAUAUAUUCACUGUGGAGUACCCCAUUCCACAUGACAAGAAGAAGGCCAUUCUGUAUAACUCCAAAAGCGCUGACAUGAAAGACACACAACAUCAUGUGGACCAGCCGUGCAGAAGCCAUCCCCUUCCCUCUGGUCUGGAGGUCUUGGGUCCUGUAGUGCCUCCCUGUCUGGUUCUUCCCUCAGAGCAGUACCCCUCUGUUCUGAUUACCAAUGCCAAGAGAAGCAAUGCUGUUACUUUAAGGUAUGUCGGUGAGAACUACUCAAACGCCCAGGAAGUCAUGGAGGGGGCCAUGCACUCUUUCUACAGCCAAAGCGCCACCCACCUUCCUCUUUCUAAACCUGUGGUUGGUCAGCUGGUAGCAGUCAGAGGGGAAGAUGGAGAGGAGCUAGCAAGAGCUCAAGUAAUGGAUGUUAUGGCCCCUAACAAGGUCAAGGUAUACUACGUGGACUAUGGCUUCUCUGUGGAAACCAGUGAGACUAAUCUUCUGGAGCUGCACCAGGACUUCCUCUCUCUGCCUUUCCAGGCUAUAAGUGUUGGACUUGCAGGUCUAGAGGCGUUCAGCUCUUAUCCACCGGUGCUGUCUUCUUUGGACAAGUUGGCAGUCGGAAAGAUCCUGCUGAUGGAGACAUUAGAGUCGUGUCAGCAGAAUGAGACACCCGUUGCAGUGCUGUACGACACUUCGCAGGAUGAUGACAUCAACAUCAACUCCACCUGCCUGAAGGCUCUCCAGGAUGUGACCAUGAGCAACCCUCUGACUAUCAAUGCUACCUAUCAGGAUGUGUGUGUCACAAAUGUGUGUGCCGAUGGUAUCAUCUACUGCCAGCUGCCCUGCAGAGGAACAGCAAAACUCGGCAAGCUACUGGAGGAAACGGGGAGUUUCUUCAUCUCCCAGAUGACUUCAGAGUUGCUGGUGUCCAGACCCUUCAGUGGCAAGUUUUGUCUAGCCCGCUACAAAGGAAUGUGGUCCAGAGUGGAGAUCGCCAACAUCUACGGAAACCGAGUGAUUGAGAUCCUCUUCAUUGACUUGGGUGUCCAAGCAACUGUAGAGGUCACUGAUCUCCGAGAGAUCCCCCCUCUUUUCCUCAAAGACUUCACCGUCAUCCCACCACUGGCAAUUAAAUGUCGCCUGGCUGACGUCACAGUACCAGAGGGAGACUGGAGCCCAGAGGCUGUCCUGUGGCUGAAGAAGGCUGUCCUGGGCUCUGAAGACUGUAAAAUGAAGAUCUUGAAAUUAGACCAGCACAAAGAGGGCCGGCUGGUCUACAUGUACCUCUUCAUCGGCGCUGACAGUCAGGAGAUGGACAAGAGCAUCAACCAUCAGCUGGCCCAGUCAGAGUUGUGGCAGAAAUUUACAACUCAGAACAACAACAAAUUAACUUGCAACAACGGCAGUGGGGAUAUAGGUCUCAGUGCUCUAAUAGAGACGUUGACUCUGGGCACCCCGGUCCCGAACACCAUCACCAAAUCCUCAACCGGACCUCUUCAAGGUGCAGAAGUCUCUACUCCAGAUAUGACGACCAAGCCCCUUGUGCUGCCUCCCCCACUGGAGUUGCCCCAGCCUGGCCAGAAUAUGGAUGUGUUUGUGCCAGUGGCCUGCCACCCUGGUUACUUUGUGGUGCAGCCAUGGCAGGACCUGCAUAAACUGGUGGUGUUGAUGGGGGAGAUGAUGCUCUAUUAUAACCAGACAUGGAACACCCCAAACAUCCAGAAUGGACAGAUCUAUGCUGCCAAAAUAGACAAGAAUUGGCACAGAGUGCAGGUGAAAGGGAUUCUGGCCAACGGGUUGGUUUCUGUGUUCGAGUUGGACUACGGAAAACAUGAGCUGCUCCAAAUUACACUCUUCAGGCCAUUGAUAGAGGAAUUCAGACAGCUGCCCUUCCAGGCCAUCACUACACAACUUGCAGGUAUGACCCAGCCCCAGUGGUCAGAGGAGGCCUCCAUGUUAUUCAGGAACCACGUGGAGAAUCGAGCGCUGGUGGCCCAGGUGUAUAGCGUGUCAGAGGUCACCUCCCAGCUGUGGCAAAGCAGGUUGACAGUUUACCUGGUGGACACUACAUACGAGGAAAAGGACCUUUGGAUUCACAGCUUGAUGGCAGACAUCAGCGGUGAGCUGUCUUCGGCAGCCUAGGAUGUCUUCUCAUGCAAGUUGGUGAAUGAACCAGCAACAGUUGUUUUCAUUUUGUAAAAAUUAUGAAAGUGCCGAGUGAACUUUGGAAGCCAAACGUCACUUUCUCCUGCCCUUGGUUGAUCUUUCUGCCAACAAAGGCAUUAAAGACGCCCCUUUUUUAUUUUAUUAUUGAGUCAUUGUCGAGGGUCACGUCGGCUUGAAAUAAAUAAGAGGUCUUUUGUUAAGUUCAUUUGCUUUCUUUAUUAAUGAGAAAUAAAGAAUAUCCCACACUCCAAAUCUUGCUCUUUCCAGUCUUCAUUGUGAAACAAACGGAACUCUAAUUCAUCAAAACGUUUAACUUAAGUCACAUGUGUGUUGCAUGCUUUGUGUUGUUCUUUUGUACUACUCUAUUCCCCCAUCUAAUGUGCUUUUGGUUUGCUGUGCAUUAUGCAUGCAAUGGUGUGGCUCACUAUGUACUUCAUUUUAUGUGUAUGUAUAUGUUUUUACAUUAAUCCAAUUUGAAUUACUUUACUGCAUUAGUAUGUUAUAUGUGAAACAUUGUUUAAACUUAUCCACGUCUUGUUUGAUAACACCCCAUGUUUCUUUACUUGAUAUGUUGUAAUAUUUUGAAUUUUUCAACAUGAGAAGCUGUUCACAAGGUUUUGUUCAAUUAAAGCAUGAAGCCAAAACAGGGUGUACUUUGACUGAAAGCUUUAAAGGUUUUUGGUUUAAAGUGUCGGGCAAUGUGAGCUGCGAUGUCGGGAUGAACUGCCAGUCAAAUUAAAAGAGCUUUUAAGUAAAGUUGAAGUCUGUCUGGUGGAGAAAGAAAAUCGUUUUUGAACGGAAAUAUUAAAAGGUUUUUAUUUUGCCGU